This is a messenger RNA of Salmo salar (Atlantic salmon), 1838 nucleotides long. Lineage: Eukaryota; Metazoa; Chordata; Actinopteri; Salmoniformes; Salmonidae. The record is from RefSeq and is a predicted model, not a curated record.
CUCCAAUCCUCAUCUGUUCCUCACAGGAGAGAGAGUGUGUGAGAGAGAGAUAGAGAGAGAGAGAGAGAGAGAGAGAGCAAGAGGGUGGAAUAUCCAUUCUGUGUGGGACAGGAAAACUGAAUAAAAAACUGAAAGUCUAGUAACAGAAGAGGGGUAAACAUAUGACAACCAAACGGAGGGACCCUGAAAAGUGAGAACAGGUUAAGAAACCCACUGGAGAACUUCCUUAUUUGGAUUACGUCUGCUCACCUGAUUUCACUUCCUGUCUCCAUCGGUGACAACGCCUACCAACCGUUGCCAUGGGCGAAAUGGAGGAGCUGCGAAAGGAGGCGGACAACCUCAAAGAUCAGAUCACUGAGGCCCGAAAGGUAGUGCAGGACACCACCCUGCAGGAGGCGGUUGCUGGGACGACGCUGGUGGGGCGUGUCCAGCUGAAGACCAGGAAGACGCUGAGGGGUCACCUGGCCAAGAUCUAUGCCAUGCACUGGGGCACUGACACCAAUUGUAGCAAGUUGUGUGUCAGUGCCUCUCAAGAUGGAAAGCUCAUAGUGUGGGACACCUUGACCACCAACAAGGUGAACGCCAUCCCUCUGAAGUCGUCGUGGGUGAUGACGUGUGCCUACGCGCCCUCAGGGAACAUGGUGGCGUGUGGCGGUCUCGACAACAUGUGCUCCAUCUACAACCUCAAGGGCAAGGACGGCAACGUCAAGGUCAUGCGUGAGCUGGCCGCACACACAGGUUACCUGUCCUGCUGUCGUUUCCUUAGCGACAGUGAGAUCAUCACCAGCUCUGGCGACUGCACCUGUAUUCUAUGGGACAUUGAGACAGGGACAGAGAAGACCAUCUUCGCGGGCCACUUGGGUGACUGCAUGUCCCUGGCCGUGUCCCCCGACUUCAAGAUGUUCAUCUCGGGGGCGUGUGACUUCACAGCCAAACUGUGGGACAUCAGGGAAGCCACCUGCAGACAGACGUUCAGUGGCCACGAGAGUGACAUCAACGCCAUCGGGUUUUUCCCCAAUGGUAAUGCAGUUAUAACGGGCUCAGACGAUGCCACCUGUAAGCUGUACGACCUGAGGGCAGACCAGGAGCUCAUCACCUACCAGGACUCAGGCAUCAUGUGUGGGGUGACCUCCCUCGCCCCGUCCCUGUCCGGCCGACUUCUACUGGCCGGAUACGAUGACUUCAACGUCAACAUCUGGGACAUGCUUAAAGCCGAGAGAGUGGGAGUGCUGGCUGGUCAUGACAACAGGGUGAGCUGCAUCGGAGUAUCCUCGGACGGAAUGGCAUGCUGCACAGGAUCCUGGGACAGCUUCCUGAAGAUAUGGAACUGAGCCAGUCCUCUAGAGAACAGACAGAACGAAAGACUAAGAGAAGGAGAGGAGAUAGAGGAAGAGUAUCAUGAAAACCGGGUAGAUUGAAGAGGGGGGGGGAAAUUAGGAAGCCAUGGGUUAAAGAGGUUAUUUUUAAUUGUGCCAAGUCUUAUUCGAUUUGAGAGAAGGAUUACGAUGAGAAAGUCUCAUCUCUUCCUACUUCUAACUCAAGUUUAGAGUUGGGCUUGACUUUUGUAGAAAAACAUGAUCGUUGUAUCAAUGAAUGAUUUGUCAAGGUUCAAAAGCUGAAUUCUAGCAUUAUAGGAAAUGCAGGAAAAUAUUAAUGUCAUAAGAGCAGUUGCCAAAUGGAAAAGGUAGAGACUUGGAUGAAAUAACAGGAUAAGAUAAAUGACCACUGAUAGACUGUAGGUUUACAAUAACUAGGUUGUUACAUGCUUUUAUAUUCGAGGCGAGUUAAAAUGUUUGUCCGAGGAUAAAUAUGUAAGCAUUAAAUUUGUUUCAAGCGGA